GGGAACACGUGUCUGACGAGGCGAUUAGAGGUGCCAAGGCCCGAGAGAUAUCCGGUUGUUUGGGAACGUGUGAGUGCAUGUGUCAAUGGGAUCGUACGAAGAAGGGUGGAAAGGGUUUUCAUUUGUUGAUGGGAGAGGUGGGAAGAAGUAUAUAUGAAGGGAGGGAGAGAAUGAGGGAUUUGGAUUUUUUGCAUCAGCGGAUUUCAAGGUGGUUUCCUAGCAUCUCUUUUUUUCGAGUAUCUUGAAUAAGGCUGGGAAUACAUCAAUACUUGGACCUUUCAUCUUUUCUAGUAUCUUUUAUAUUUCAAAUCGACACUUCGAUAUAAGACCCUCGAGUGGUCCCCAACUACACCCACUAUGGCCGCAGAGGGCAUCCGAUUCCCAGUAUCAAGGGACUUUGCUGAUGCCCACUCGCACUCUCCUUAUAACGACAACGACGCUGCCUCGGAAAGAACAACGGUCGAACCUCUCCACCGAGCGCCAACAGCCGACGAUCUCGUCAACCUCCCCACACGUAUCCUAUCCAACAAUGCCGCCCUCGAAGAAUACACACAAGAAACGGUCUCGGGACAGAUAGUGCGAGAAGUAAGAUCCAAUGCCGGCAAAGUGGAAAAGUACGACUUGGUCACGUUCGUCGUGGAUGACAAGGAGAACCCCAAGAACUGGAGCAAGGCGUUCAAGUGGUGGUGCACGAUGUGUGUCGCUUUGACGUGUUUCGUCGUGGCGUUCAAUUCGGCGGUCAUCACGGCCGACCUCGAAGGCGUGAGUGCUGAGUUUGGAGUCAGCGAGGAAGUGGCUCUUCUCACCAUUUCGCUUUUCGUUGUGGGAUUCGGUGUUGGUCCUAUGGCUUUUGCACCUGCGUCCGAGAUCUGGGGCAGGAGGCCUGUAUACACUGUUACACUCGCAGUUGCCGUCAUCUUUACGAUUCCUGGUGCCGUCGCAAAGAACAUUGGUACUUUGUUGGUCACUCGGUUCAUUGCCGGUGUGGCUUUCUCGGCACCCAUGACACUUGUGGGUGGCACAUUGGCAGAUAUGUGGAGGUCAGAAGAGAGAGGUGUACCCAUGGCUGUGUUUUCAGCAGCUCCUUUCUGUGGACCAGGGGUUGGUCCCCUAGUUGGUGGCUACCUCGGUGCAGCCGGUGGCUGGCGCUGGCUCUACUGGAUUCAGCUCAUCCUCAGCGGUAUCAUAUGGAUCUUGAUCUCAUUCACGGUUCCGGAGACGUAUGCGCCCAAGAUUCUCGCGAAUAGGGCAAAGAAGAUGCGCAAGGAAACUGGCGACGACAAGUACGUUACAGAACAAGACCUUGAUAUGCGACCUUUCAGUCAGCGCCUCCAGCUGUUCCUCCUUCGACCAUUCCAGUUGCUCUUCCGCGAACUCAUCGUCUUCUUGAUCUCCUUGUACAUGUCCGUACUGUACGGUCUUUUGUACAUGUUCUUCGUCGCCUACCCUAUUGUCUAUCAGAAAGGCAAAGGGUGGGGUGCAGGACCAACUGGCCUGAUGUUCACUCCACUCAUCUGUGGUGUUUUCCUCUCCGCUGCAUGCGCGCCCCUCGUCAACAAGCAUUACCUCAAGCUCUCGGAAAAGUACAAUGGUCGCCCUCCGGCGGAAGUGCGUUUGAUUCCCAUGAUGUGCUCAUGCUGGUUUAUUCCAAUUGGCGUCUUCAUAUUCGCUUGGACUAGCUACAAAGACCUUCACUGGGCCGGCCCUGCAUUUGGAGGUGGAGCGGUCGGUUUUGGCUUCAUCUUCCUUUACAAUGCGGCAAACAACUAUUUAGUCGAUUCGUACCAGCAUCAGGCAGCUUCUGCGCUGGCCGCCAAAACAUUCCUGCGUAGCUUUUGGGGCGCCGCGGUCGUUCUAUUCACAAAUCAGAUGUACGACCGCCUUGGAGACCAAUGGGCAAGUUCAUUGAUCGCUUUCAUCGGUCUUGCUUGCUGUGCAAUCCCCUUUGUGUUUUACUUUUACGGCGCAAGGAUCCGGGCUCACUCGCACUACGCAUAUAGUGAGGAGGCCGAGCACAAGGAUGAGAAGCAGGUUGUGUAAGUGGCGAUCAAGAAAGGUGGUGCGGGUACGUCACGUGACGACAUGAUGCAUUGUCUGGCGUGAGUAGUGUUUGGCUGUGGGAAAUACCUUUCUGUGUUGCAUUGCAUGGCGUUUGGAAGGAUUUGUAUCGGAUACCAUCCUCUUUAUAUGUAUUUAGCAUUCAACAAUCAUCCAUACUCAAUCGUUAUCUUCGUUCCUGUCUUCGCG
Messenger RNA from Bipolaris sorokiniana ND90Pr, 2247 nucleotides. RefSeq lists its product as uncharacterized. Gene Ontology annotation, molecular function: transmembrane transporter activity. The transcript has a single exon. Gene Ontology annotation, biological process: transmembrane transport. Bases 358 to 2040 code for a protein of 560 amino acids. The record is from RefSeq and is a predicted model, not a curated record. Lineage: Eukaryota; Fungi; Ascomycota; Dothideomycetes; Pleosporales; Pleosporaceae.